This is a messenger RNA of Rhinopithecus roxellana (golden snub-nosed monkey), 5547 nucleotides long. It is a transcript of the gene VCL, whose product is annotated as vinculin. Gene Ontology annotation, molecular function: structural molecule activity; actin filament binding. The transcript is spliced from 22 exons. Bases 128 to 3532 code for a protein of 1134 amino acids. Lineage: Eukaryota; Metazoa; Chordata; Mammalia; Primates; Cercopithecidae. The record is from RefSeq and is a predicted model, not a curated record. Gene Ontology annotation, biological process: cell adhesion. Gene Ontology annotation, cellular component: actin cytoskeleton.
GGCUGGUUACGCCGAGGGAAGCCCCGACUCUGUAGUCGCUGCUCAGAGUCUGUCUCUUCGCCGGUUCCCGGCCCGGUGGAUCCUACUUCUCUGUCGCCCGCGGUUCGCCGCCCCGCUCGCCGCCGCGAUGCCGGUGUUUCAUACGCGCACGAUCGAGAGCAUCCUGGAGCCGGUGGCACAGCAGAUCUCCCACCUGGUGAUAAUGCACGAGGAGGGCGAGGUGGACGGCAAAGCCAUUCCUGACCUCACCGCGCCCGUGGCUGCCGUGCAGGCGGCCGUCAGCAACCUCGUCCGGGUUGGAAAAGAGACUGUUCAAACCACUGAGGAUCAGAUUUUAAAGAGAGAUAUGCCACCAGCGUUUAUUAAGGUGGAGAAUGCUUGCACCAAGCUUGUCCAGGCAGCUCAGAUGCUUCAGUCAGACCCUUAUUCAGUGCCUGCUCGAGACUAUCUAAUUGAUGGGUCAAGGGGCAUCCUCUCUGGAACAUCAGACCUGCUCCUUACCUUCGACGAGGCUGAGGUCCGUAAAAUUAUUAGAGUUUGCAAAGGAAUUUUGGAAUAUCUUACAGUGGCAGAGGUGGUGGAGACUAUGGAAGAUUUGGUCACUUACACAAAGAAUCUGGGGCCAGGAAUGACUAAGAUGGCCAAGAUGAUUGACGAGAGACAGCAGGAGCUGACUCACCAGGAGCACCGAGUGAUGUUGGUGAACUCAAUGAACACCGUGAAAGAGUUGCUGCCAGUUCUCAUUUCAGCUAUGAAGAUUUUUGUAACAACUAAAAACUCAAAAAACCAAGGCAUAGAGGAAGCUUUAAAAAAUCGCAAUUUUACUGUAGAAAAAAUGAGUGCUGAAAUUAAUGAGAUAAUUCGUGUGUUACAACUCACCUCUUGGGAUGAAGAUGCCUGGGCCAGCAAGGACACUGAAGCCAUGAAGAGAGCAUUGGCCUCCAUAGACUCCAAACUGAACCAGGCCAAAGGUUGGCUCCAUGACCCUAGUGCCUUCCCAGGGGAUGCUGGUGAGCAGGCCAUCAGACAGAUCUUAGAUGAAGCUGGAAAAGUUGGUGAACUCUGUGCAGGCAAAGAACGCAGGGAGAUUCUGGGAACCUGCAAAAUGCUAGGGCAGAUGACUGAUCAAGUGGCUGACCUCCGUGCCAGAGGACAAGGAUCCUCACCGGUGGCCAUGCAGAAAGCUCAGCAGGUAUCUCAGGGUCUUGAUGUGCUCACAGCAAAAGUGGAAAAUGCAGCUCGCAAGCUGGAAGCCAUGACCAACUCAAAGCAGAGCAUUGCUAAGAAGAUUGAUGCUGCUCAGAACUGGCUUGCAGAUCCAAAUGGUGGACCGGAAGGAGAAGAGCAGAUUCGAGGGGCUUUGGCUGAAGCUCGGAAAAUAGCAGAAUUAUGUGAUGAUCCUAAAGAAAGAGAUGACAUUCUACGUUCCCUUGGAGAAAUAUCUGCUCUGACUUCUAAAUUAGCAGAUCUGCGAAGACAGGGGAAAGGAGAUUCCCCAGAGGCUCGAGCCUUGGCCAAACAGGUGGCCACAGCCCUGCAGAACCUGCAGACCAAAACCAACCGGGCUGUGGCCAACAGCAGACCCGCUAAAGCAGCUGUACACCUUGAGGGCAAGAUUGAGCAAGCACAGCGGUGGAUUGAUAAUCCCACAGUGGAUGACCGUGGAGUCGGUCAGGCUGCCAUCCGGGGGCUUGUGGCUGAAGGGCAUCGUCUGGCUAAUGUAAUGAUGGGGCCUUAUCGGCAAGAUCUUCUCGCCAAGUGUGACCGAGUGGACCAGCUGACAGCCCAGCUGGCUGACCUGGCUGCCAGAGGGGAAGGGGAGAGUCCUCAGGCGCGAGCACUUGCAUCUCAGCUCCAAGACUCCUUAAAGGAUCUAAAAGCUCGGAUGCAGGAGGCCAUGACUCAGGAAGUGUCAGAUGUUUUCAGUGAUACCACAACUCCCAUCAAGCUGUUGGCAGUGGCAGCCACGGCCCCUCCUGAUGCACCUAACAGGGAAGAGGUAUUUGAUGAGAGGGCAGCUAACUUUGAAAACCAUUCAGGAAAGCUUGGUGCCACGGCUGAGAAGGCAGCUGCGGUUGGUACUGCUAAUAAAUCAACAGUGGAAGGCAUUCAGGCCUCAGUGAAGACGGCCCGAGAACUCACACCCCAGGUGGUCUCGGCUGCUCGUAUCUUACUUAGGAACCCUGGAAAUCAAGCUGCUUAUGAACAUUUUGAGACCAUGAAGAACCAGUGGAUCGAUAAUGUUGAAAAAAUGACAGGGCUGGUGGACGAAGCCAUUGAUACCAAAUCUCUGUUGGAUGCUUCAGAAGAAGCAAUUAAAAAAGACCUGGACAAGUGCAAGGUAGCUAUGGCCAACAUUCAGCCUCAGAUGCUGGUUGCUGGGGCAACCAGCAUUGCUCGUCGGGCCAACCGGAUCCUGCUGGUGGCUAAGAGGGAGGUGGAGAAUUCCGAGGAUCCCAAGUUCCGUGAGGCUGUGAAAGCUGCCUCUGAUGAGCUGAGCAAAACCAUCUCCCCAAUGGUGAUGGAUGCAAAAGCUGUGGCUGGAAACAUUUCUGACCCUGGACUGCAAAAGAGCUUCCUGGACUCGGGAUAUCGGAUCCUGGGAGCCGUGGCCAAGGUCAGAGAAGCCUUCCAACCUCAGGAGCCUGACUUCCCGCCUCCUCCACCAGACCUUGAACAACUCCGACUAACAGAUGAGCUUGCUCCUCCCAAACCACCUCUGCCUGAAGGUGAGGUCCCUCCACCUAGGCCCCCACCACCAGAGGAAAAGGAUGAAGAGUUCCCUGAGCAGAAGGCCGGGGAGGUGAUUAACCAGCCAAUGAUGAUGGCUGCCAGACAGCUCCAUGAUGAAGCUCGCAAAUGGUCCAGCAAGCCGGGCAUCCCAGCCGCUGAGGUGGGUAUAGGUGUUGUAGCUGAGGCAGAUGCGGCCGAUGCUGCUGGGUUCCCUGUCCCCCCUGACAUGGAAGACGAUUACGAACCUGAGCUGCUGUUAAUGCCAUCCAAUCAGCCGGUCAACCAGCCCAUUCUGGCCGCGGCUCAGUCCUUGCAUCGGGAAGCUACCAAGUGGUCUAGUAAGGGCAAUGACAUCAUUGCAGCAGCCAAGCGCAUGGCUCUGCUGAUGGCUGAGAUGUCUCGGCUGGUAAGAGGGGGCAGUGGUACCAAGCGGGCGCUCAUUCAGUGUGCCAAGGACAUCGCCAAGGCCUCAGACGAGGUGACUCGGUUGGCCAAGGAGGUUGCCAAGCAGUGCACAGAUAAACGGAUUAGAACCAACCUCUUACAGGUAUGUGAGCGAAUACCAACCAUAAGCACCCAGCUCAAAAUCCUGUCCACAGUGAAGGCCACCAUGCUGGGCCGGACCAACAUCAGUGAUGAGGAGUCGGAGCAGGCCACAGAGAUGCUGGUUCACAAUGCCCAGAACCUCAUGCAGUCUGUGAAGGAGACUGUGCGGGAAGCAGAAGCUGCUUCAAUCAAAAUUCGAACAGAUGCUGGAUUUACACUGCGCUGGGUUAGAAAGACUCCCUGGUACCAGUAGGCACCUGGCUGAGCCUGGCUGACACGGAAACAUCUAUUAAAAAGAAGGAAAAUGAUCUGAGUCCCAGGAGCUGCCCAGAGUUGCUGGGAGCUGAAAAUCACAUCCUGGCCUGACACAUCAGAAAGGAAUGGGGGCCUCUUCAAAUUAGAAAACAUUUAUACUCUUUUUUCAUGGACACUUUGAAAUGUGUUUCUGUAUAAACCCUGUAUUCUCAAACACAGUUAUACUUGUGCACCCUCUAUCCCAAUAGGCAGACUGGGUUACUAGCCCAUGGACUUCACAUAAGCUCAGAAUCCAAGUGAACACUAGCCAGACACCCUGCUCUGCCCCCUUGUUCCCUAGGGGACACUUCCCUCUAUUUCUCUUUCCUUGGCUCCCAUUCACUCUUCCAGACUCCUGAGACCCAGGGCCCAGGCAAGUCAGUUACUAAGAGGAAAAUUGCUGUGCCUCCAAAAAUUGUUUUGAGCUUUCCAUGUUGCUGCCAACCAUGCCUGCCUUCCCCGGGCUGUGCUACCUGGGUCCUUUUCAGAAGUGAGCUUCGCUGCUACAGGGGAAGGUUGCCUCUGUGGAGCCCCAGCAUAUGGGGCCGGGAUUCAUUUUCUGCCCUUCCUCAGUUUAAUCCUUUUAGUUUCCCACAAUAUAAAACCGUAUUUCACUGUCAGGAAGAAAUCACAGAAUCAUGAUUUUGCCUUUACCAUGCCCCUGAGCAAUGUCUGUGCUAGGGAAACUUCCCAUCCCAUAUCCUGCCUCAGCCCGCCAAGGUAGCCAUCCCAUGAACACACUGUGUCCUGGUGCUCUCUCCUGCUGGAAGGGCAGAGUAGCCAGGGUGUGGCCCUGCCAUCUUCUCAGCAGGGCCACUCCCGGCACUCCAUGCUUAGUCACUGCCUGCAGAGGUCUGUGCUGAGGCCUUAUCAUUCAUUCUUAGCUCUUAAUUGUUCAUUUUGAGCUGAAAUGCUGCAUUUUAAUUUUAACCAAAACAUGUCUCCUAUCCUGGUUUUUGUAGCCUUCCUCCACACCCUUUCUAAACAAGAUUUUAAAGACAUGUAGGUGUUUGUUCACCUGUAACUCUAAAAGAUCCUUUUUAUCCUUUUAAAAUUCAGUCUUAAGAAUGAGUGCUUGUCCCCUAAUAGUGUUUAAUGGCAAGGCAGCCUUGUCUGAAGGACACCUCCUGCCUAAAGGAGAGUGGUAUUUGCAGACUAGAAUUCUAGUGCUGCUGAAGAUGAAUCAAUGGAAAAUACUACUCCUGUAAUUCCCACCUCCCUGCAACCAACUACAACCAAGCUCUCUGCAUCUACUCCCAAGUACGGGGUUCAAGAGAGUAAUGGGUUUCAUAUUUCUUAUCACCACACUAAGUUCCCACUAGGCAAAAUGAGAGGGCAAUGUUUCCUUUUUGGUACUUACUACUGCUAAGUAUUUCCCAGCAUGUGAAACCUUAUUUUUCUCCAAAGCCAGAACCAGAUGAGUAAAGGAGUAAGAACCCUUGCCUGAACAUCCUUCCGUCUCACCCAUCACUGUGUGUUAGUUCCCAACAUCGAAUGUGUAAAACUUAAGUUGGUCCUGUACACUCAGGCUUUCACUAUUUCCUUUAAAAUGAGGAUGAUUAUUUUCAAGGCCGUCAGCAUAUUUGUAUAGUUGCUUGCCUGAUAUAAAUGCAAUAUUAAUGCCUUUAAAGUAUGAAUCUAUGCCAAAGAUCACUUGUUGUUUUACUAAAGAUUUACUUAGAGGAAAUAAGAAAAAUCAUGUUUGCUCUCCCGGUUCUUCCAGUGGUUUGAGACACUGCUUUACACUUUAUGCCGGAUGUGCUUUUCUCCAAUAUCAGUGCUCAAGACACAGUGCAGCAAAUUUAAAACAAACAAACAAAAAAAAAAAACAACAAAAAAAAAGACACCAUCCCUGAAUGAUUAGAGAAUCACCGCUAAAAAACUACAUUUAUAAGCUAGGAUUUGUUAUAUGCAAAUAUUUUCUGCCUCUUCUUUUGUUCUGUUUAAAACAAUAAAAUGCAUUUGUAUAAAUAA